This is a messenger RNA of Homalodisca vitripennis (glassy-winged sharpshooter), 1100 nucleotides long. RefSeq lists its product as uncharacterized. Bases 101 to 811 code for a protein of 236 amino acids. The record is from RefSeq and is a predicted model, not a curated record. The transcript is spliced from 4 exons. Lineage: Eukaryota; Metazoa; Arthropoda; Insecta; Hemiptera; Cicadellidae.
AGCAGUGGCUACUCCAGUGGCAGUGAGGUCUUGUGCAAGGUGUUGGCUUCAAUAUUUAAUUGUGUCACACUUUUGGGGAACGUGAGCUAUUGUGUACUGAAUGAAAUCCUCAGGAUUCUGUAGGAUUAUGGUGAAAGUGAACUGUAUCUGUUUUGUGGUUGCACUGUUCGUUCGAGGAGCCGUCUCGAGAGCUCAGGACACCACAGAAUUCCCCACUUACGUAUCCGCUAAUUAUCUCGAAACCGGCUCAGCAAGAGACUACCCUUAUGCUACAACCAACGACUACAGAACAAUGUAUGGUGGCUCCACGAAACCGUACAUUGACUACAGAUCGCCCUACGAUGACUACACAGCAUACGACGAAAAUUUAGAGCUCGAUAUCUACGAGGAAUACGACGAUUAUAAUGAUAUAAGUACACCAAAAGUCGCAGUUCAAGAGAUUAAUCCAGAUACUGGUGUAAGCAAUGUACCUGAGUUGCAGAUGCCUUGGGUGUAUAUAAUCGUACCUGUCGUUCAAAUCGAUGUUUACUACGUAGAUGACGAGAAAAAAUCCCCCGAAGAUAUGGAAAUACAACAACCAGUCCAAACAAUUUACGUCGAGCUGGACAACUUUGACGUGGCACAACUAGACUUAGCAGACUGUGUUAUAUCAGACAUUCACUACCCGAACUUUGCCGACUACGUCUAUGGCACCGACUACCCCGGUGGUUAUUACCCCAACGCCAACAUAUAUCACACAGCCGACGACCUGGACGUCUGGCCGAUAUUGGACUACCCCGGCAUCGACCAUGAUAUUUUAUUCUACCGGUAGGAUUGACCGAGUUGGAUAUUUGAGCUUCUUCCCGAAGAAAUAAAUCAUGUUGUGUAAAAUACAGUAGACUACAUAAUAGAAACAUAUUUUUAAAUUUAAAACUAAAUUUUUAUAACUUCUUUCACUAUGGAACUGUUUCAUUUCACUGAUUGAUGAAAAAACUUAGAGGGAGUAAGAUAGUUUGUAAAAUCCUAUACCAAAGAUAAUGUAAGGUAGAUUCAAUCGUGUGGAAUACGUCUUUUUCCAAUGUUUAGUUUGUACUAUUAUUAAUAAAUUGUACUUUACUACA